AUGGAGGCGGCGAGCUGGUCUGAGACCCGGCGAGCCCUGGACGAAGGCUUCGGCCGGAUCGAGGACUUGAUCGACGAUUACUUCCCGGGCUACUCCGCCUUCGCCGCCCAAAGCAUUGAGGCCGAUCGCGAGGCGCGCCGGCAAGCGGGGGCCGACAUCGCGCCAGAUGCAAACGGGACCCUUGAGGAGCAGCUCCUGGCUGUCCAGGUGUGGAUGGUUGGGGAGGACGGCGAGGACCUCAAGAACCAUAGGGAGCUCCUACCUCUCUCCAAGCUCCAAGAGAUUGGUGUGUUAUAUUGGCAUUUGGACCCAAAGAGGCCUGAAAGCGAACAAGAGCUAGCGAAGAUCCGCAAAGACAGAGGAUAUAACUACAUGGAUCACCUCGAUAUAUGCCCUGGAAAGUUAGCAGACUUUGAGGAGAAGCUCAAGAACUUCUUCACAGAGCACAUGCAUGCCGACGAAGAGAUCCGCUAUAGCUUGGAAGGCGGCGAGUACUUUGAUGUGCGCGACAAGGAUGACAAGUGGGUUCGGAUCUGGAUAAAAGAAGGGGAUAUCAUCGUGCUGCCGGCUGGAAUUUAUCAUCGGUUCACCCUCGACGCCGCCAACCAUGUGAAGCUCAUGAAGCUCUUCCUAGGAGAACCAGUGUGGACAACGCACAACCGGCCUCAGGAGGACCAUCCGGUGUGGCAAGAGUAUGUGAAGAGGCUAACGGACGACAAUGCUGGUCUUGCUCUGGCAGCACACUGAAGUUUGUUUGUGAUUCCUCAGCUAUGUAUUAUAAACACCCAUGCAUGGACAUAUACAUACACUUGGAUGAAACUAUGUUGUAAUCUUGAAUAUGCAGGUGGCCUCGCUGGCGCACCAUGGACGUCUCCGCUGCUGGCAAACGGCAAAAAAAGGAUUGGCCGAUCCAGUCGAGCAAGCUGUGGAAGAACAACUCGACUUAUGUAUGCUUUUUUAUCUAAUAUGGCUUAUUGUACCGCCGCCGCUGUUUUCGGUUUUUUGCUCACAUGCACUGUAUUUGUUGGAUGUAAUUCCUGAGAACUAGCCUAGGAAU
Triticum dicoccoides is the source of this 1057-nucleotide messenger RNA. RefSeq names its product 1,2-dihydroxy-3-keto-5-methylthiopentene dioxygenase 4-like. The record is from RefSeq and is a predicted model, not a curated record. Gene Ontology annotation, molecular function: acireductone dioxygenase [iron(II)-requiring] activity. NCBI's taxonomy places the organism in Eukaryota, Viridiplantae, Streptophyta, Magnoliopsida, Poales, Poaceae. The coding region runs from base 1 to 747 and encodes 248 amino acids. The transcript has 6 exons.